AUGCCAUGCACCUAUAAACGCACUUACAAUGCAUCCACCAUUCACUUAGAAUGCAUGCUGCCAUGCACAUGCAUUACUACUGAGGAACCUUACCAUUUCAUUUGGAGACCGUCUCCUGUCUACCAGAUAUCAGAAGGUGAGUCAGUGACGCUGCCCUGCGUGUUACCACCUUACACAUCCUACAGGCCGGAUGUCCGGUGGUUGAAGAUUGCAUUAAAAAAAUUAAAUAAUAAACUUAAUAACUUCCGCCAAAGUGUCCGCACUGGCGUUAAUGAAGCUACUACCACCGUCAUACCAUGCAAUGUAGACACGUGUGUGUGGGCGUGUGUCGACGACUUGCAACAAAAUUUCACGAAACGAGGCAAGUAUGAACUGACCAAAAAAAUCGUUGAAAACGACGAUGAUGACUACAACACCAACAGCAUCAACAACUUAAACAACGACAUCAAUAACAUCAACAAUGACAACAAUUUAACAAUUCAUAACAUAACGAAAGUAGAUGCUGGUACAUAUGAGUGCAUCGCUUCUGACGCCAAUAUCAAUUCAGUUGCUUCUACUCGAUUGAUCGUUCAAAACAGUGUAUUUCAGGCAGCUCACAAUCUCAAAGUUACAUCAGUUGAGAACAGUAUCGCCCUUUCCUGGCUGCCUGCUUUCAUCAAUGGACACGCGUUGCAUUACCUUCUAUGGUACCGCCAGCUGAAAGAUGAAACAACGGAAGUUGGGGAUGACAACAUGCGAGAUUCUUACGGCGAAACAGAUUCCUACUACAAGAGCGAUGAUUACGACGACGAUAACAACGAAGAUGAAGAUGAACGACUUGAUGCAGAGUUUGAUUCCUCUUCUCAUCAGAACAUUCCUGAACAUUACAAAAAUCUUGAUCGAUAUUUCUGGCAAACAAUUCCAAUUUUUUCGUACGAUGCCCACUCUUGCACGUUGCACGGCUUGGAGUGGAAUACACUCUACGAAGUUAUGAUCAUGAGUCGAAGUUUGCUGGAUUCCAGUCUGGAGGUCUUCAGCGGCAAGACCAGGAUCAAAACUCACUGUGCUAUCAAGUCCAUCAACAAAUGGAGUGAUUGCUGUUCAACAUUCCAGUAA
Messenger RNA from Helobdella robusta, 1095 nucleotides. RefSeq lists its product as hypothetical. Gene Ontology annotation, molecular function: protein binding. The record is from RefSeq and is a predicted model, not a curated record. Lineage: Eukaryota; Metazoa; Annelida; Clitellata; Rhynchobdellida; Glossiphoniidae. The transcript has 7 exons. Gene Ontology annotation, biological process: cell-cell adhesion. Bases 1 to 1095 code for a protein of 364 amino acids.